AUGGGAGAGGAAAAAAAUUCUUCGCAAGCUGAGGUAAAAGCAUACGACUCAGAUACUGAAUUAAAUGUAAACAGUAGUGAUGAAAGAGGGGGAAUUUCAUUGUACCUCUGCUUGACUUCACUGACCCUCGUACUUUUCAUAACUGCGCUGGAUAUUUUAAUUGUGGGAACUAUUAUUGACGUAGUAGCAGAGCAGUUUGGAAAUUACUCUAAGACUGGGUGGCUUGUUACUGGAUAUAGUUUACCUAAUGCCAUUUUAAGUCUAGUUUGGGGAAGAUUUGCCUCAAUAAUCGGCUUCCAGCAUAGUCUUAUUUUAGCGGUGCUUAUUUUUGAAGCUGGCUCCUUGGUUGCAGCUCUUGCAAAUUCGAUGAAUAUGCUAAUUGUAGGAAGAGUUGUUGCUGGUGUUGGUGGAAGUGGACUUCAAACGCUGUGUUUUGUUAUUGGUUGCACAAUGGUCAAUGAGAGGUCUAGACCACUCGUGAUAUCCAUUUUAAGUUGUGCAUUUGCUGUAGCAGCGAUUGUAGGUCCAAUAAUUGGUGGUGCCUUCACAACACAUGUUACCUGGAGAUGGUGCUUUUACAUUAAUCUUCCCAUUGGUGGCUUUGCCGUAAUCAUGUUUUUACUAACCUACAAGACUAAGAGUGAGAACAUACUUCAACAAACCAGAAAUAUACUUGGAAGAAUUUCAAAGUUCGAAUUACGCAGGUUAACAGAGCCAGGUAAUUUGAGAAAAGCGCUCAUUGGUAUUCUCUUCAAAUUUGACUUCCUAGGAUUUGCUCUUAGCUCUGCCGGGCUGGUUCUCUUCUUACUUGGAUUGACAUUUGGUGGUAACAAAUAUAGUUGGAACUCUGGCCAAAUUAUAACAUAUUUGGUGUUGGGUAUCUUGCUUUUUGUUUUUUCAUUGAUAUAUGAUUUCUUCAUAUUCCAAAAGUUUAAUCCUGAGCCUGAUAAUACAUCUUAUAGACCGCUAUUUUUGAAAAGAUUAGUAGCAAAACCGGCUGUAAUAAUAGUAAACAUGGUAACAUUUCUAUUGUGCAUUGGUUAUAAUGGACAAAUGAUAUAUUCUGUCCAAUUUUUCCAGCUUAUAUUUGCAUCGAGUGCAUGGAAAGCAGGCCUGCACUUAAUACCAAUUGUUAUUACCAACGUUAUUGCCGCAAUUGCGAGUGGUGUAAUUACAAAAAAGCUUGGUUUGGUCAAACCACUUUUAAUAUUCGGAGGCAUUCUUGGUGUAAUUGGGGCAGGGCUUAUGACGCUGAUGAGUAACAACUCAACGAGUUCAACUCAAAUUGGUGUUUUGAUAUUACCGGGGUUAUCUCUAGGAUUUGCUCUGCAAGCGUCGCUUAUGAGUGCACAACUCCAAAUUAAGAAAGACCGUCCAGAAGCCACUACGGACUUUAUUGAGAUAACAGCCUUCAAUACAUUUAUGAAAUCAUUAGGUACAACCCUUGGUGGUGUUCUUUCAACCACUGUUUUCUCCGCUUCCCUUCGUAACAAAGUAAAACAUGCUCAACUAGAGAUGUACGUAGGAAAAACCGUAGAUGACAUGAUUUUGUAUCGACUACAAAAUUUUGAUGGUCCUCAUUCAUCAAUUGGAAAUAUUCUAAGUGACUCUAUUAAAAAUGUAUUUUGGAUGGAUAUGGGAUUCUAUGCUUUAGGAUUUAUAUUUUGUAUUUUCUCGUCCAAUGGGAGAUUGGUCAUACCAAAAAAAGAUAUACCAUCAGAAGAAAGUGUGGAGAGCAACUAG
Molecule: messenger RNA, 1743 nt
Organism: Saccharomyces mikatae IFO 1815
Lineage: Eukaryota; Fungi; Ascomycota; Saccharomycetes; Saccharomycetales; Saccharomycetaceae
Gene: VBA5
Product: basic amino acid transporter
Exons: 1
Coding region: 1-1743 (580 amino acids)
Biological process (GO): transmembrane transport
Molecular function (GO): transmembrane transporter activity
Source: RefSeq, a predicted model, not a curated record